This is a messenger RNA of Oenanthe melanoleuca, 6246 nucleotides long. It is a transcript of the gene ARHGEF11, whose product is annotated as Rho guanine nucleotide exchange factor 11. The record is from RefSeq and is a predicted model, not a curated record. NCBI's taxonomy places the organism in Eukaryota, Metazoa, Chordata, Aves, Passeriformes, Muscicapidae. Gene Ontology annotation, molecular function: G protein-coupled receptor binding; guanyl-nucleotide exchange factor activity. The coding region runs from base 179 to 5659 and encodes 1826 amino acids. Gene Ontology annotation, biological process: G protein-coupled receptor signaling pathway; intracellular signal transduction. Gene Ontology annotation, cellular component: cytoplasm. The transcript has 41 exons.
ACAGCCGGGCCGGCACCGAACCGCGCCUUGGGGGGUGUCGGGGGGGCCGGGGGGGGGGGGGGUCGCUCGGGGCCCCCCGAGGCCGCCGGAGCCGCCGGGGCCGGGGAUGGUGGCGGGGGCGGCCGGAGCGGGGCGGCGGCUCCGGGCAGAGCCCUGACAGAGAGAGCCGACCUCCACCAUGAGCGUGAGGCCUCCGCAGGCCCCGGACAGGGAAAGCAGCAGAGCCGCAGCCCCCGGCAGGGAGGGAACCAAAUGUUGCAAAUCCGAGGAGAAAUUCCAGCAGGACCCAAACUCCCAAAAUUCUUCCCAGAACAUUCCCAGAAAGUUGAGCAGCCUCUCCUCUUCCCUGGGUGAUUCCCCUUCGGAGCGAAGGUCCCCCGGCCACCACCGGCAGCCCUCGGACACCUCGGAAUCCACAGGGCUGGUGCAGCGCUGUGUCAUCAUCCAGCGGGACCAGCAUGGCUUCGGCUUCACCGUCAGCGGCGACCGCGUCGUGCUGGUGCAGUCUGUGCGGCCAGGUGGGGCUGCCAUGAGGGCCGGGGUGCAGGAGGGCGACCGGAUCGUCAAGGUGAACGGGACAAUGGUGACCAACAGCUCCCACCUGGAAGUGGUGAAGUUGAUCAAGUCUGGUGCCUACGUGGCCCUGACCCUGCUGGGGUCCCCCCCUGGAUCCGUGGGGAUUUCGGGAUCUCAGCAGGAGCCAGAACCCUCAGGAUGUCCCCAGGGGCCCCCCCAGCGCAUCACCGAGCCCAGGCCCCUCCAGGACCCCGAGGUGCAGAAGCACGCGGCGCAGAUCCUGCGCAACAUGCUGCGCCAGGAGGAGGCUGAGCUCCAGCGCUUCCAGGAGCUGCUGCUGCGGAACCCGGGCGCGGCGGUGGAGGAGCAGCUGGAGGGAGCGCGGCGCCGCCUCAGCCAGCUGCAGCUGAAGAUCCUGCAGGAGUCCCAGGGAGCCACGGAUUUGGGGUUCCGGGCUGUGGAAGGUGAAAUUUUCCGGAGCCUCCCGACGUUCCCGGGAUCGGGGUCGGGAUCCCCGCAACUGCCAGGGAGGUUUUCCAUGGAUUCCCAGGAUGGGGAACCAGGGCUGGAAUCCACAGAGGGAUCCCAAACUCGGAAUUCGGGAUUUUCCGAGCCCGGCAGCCCCCGGGGCUCCCCCGUCCUCCGGCGCUUCCCCACGGAUCAGGGAUCAGGGAGACCCCAAAUCAUCGGGCCCGAGGAGGAUUGCGAGCCUGGAUACGCCAGCAACGAGAGUGAUUCCGUGUUCCAGGACCUGGGCCGGCUCAAGUCCCGCCCCGCUCACCUGGCCGUGUUCCUCAGGUUCCUCCUGUCCCAGGCUGACCCCACUCCUCUGCUGUUCCACCUGUGCUCUGAGGUUUGCUGCCAGCUCAGCAGCCCCAAGGAAUCCCGAGCCCUGGCCAGGGACAUCUGGGGCAUCUUCCUGGACAGGGCAGCGCCCCUCCGCGUGAAGAUGCCGGAGCAGCUCCUGGCAGAGAUCGAGCUGCGGCUGCGGAACGGGGAGGAGGCGCGGGCGGCGCUGCAGGAGGCGCAGGAGCUCGUCCUGCCCGACAUCCACGAGCAGCUCCAGGACUACAGGACGAAGCGCACGCUGGGGCUGGGCAGCCUCUAUGGGGAGAACGAGCUGCAGGAGCUGGAGCUGGGGAAUUGCCAGAGGGACCCGCGGGAGAGCCGGGACAGGGAGAGAGCGCUGGCAGAGAGACAGCUGGGACAGCUGGGGGACAUCCUGUCCAAGUACGAGGAGGAGCGAAGCUCUCCCAUGGCCUUCGCCCUCAGCACCUUCCUGGCCCACGCCGGGAUCCGGCCCCGGGAAUUCCGGGAAUUUCGGGAAUUUCGGGAAUUCCGGAAUCCUGGAGGAGCCUCCGAGAAAAUCCCGGAUAAGGACAAGUGGCUGCCCUUCUUCCCCAAGGCCAAAAAGAGCAGCAGCUCCAAGAAGGAGAAGGAGCAGAGGCAGAACCCGAUCCUGAAAUACAUCGGGAAACCCCGGAGCUCCUCCCAGAGCACAUUUCAUGUCCCCCUGUCCCCUGUGGAAGCAGUGCGCCCCGGGAACGUGCGCACCAUGAUCCAGCACUUCGAGAACAGCCACGGCGAGCCCGAGAGCGCGGGGCAGCGCCUGAGCACGGGCAGCGUGCCCGAGGGGCUGCUGGACACGGACAGCUCCCGCUGCGAGGUGCGGCUGGGGCGCUCCGAGUCGCUCAAGGGCCGCGAGGAGCUGCGGCGCUCGCGCCGGGCCGAGCUGGUGCCGCGCUCGCGCAGCGACGUCGACAUGGACACGGGCAGCGACACCCCCCGGCUGCACUCGGCCUCCUCCUCGGCCUCCAGCCUCUCCAACAGAUCCCUGGAAAAUCCCACCCCCCCCUACACACCAAAGAUGGGGCGCAGGAGCGUGGACUCUCCCAGCCUGGGCUUUGGGGCUGAUCCGUUCCUGCCUCACCUGCUGGAGGACGAGCAGGGCCCCAGCCCUGACCUGGAGCCUGACCCUGAAUCCCAACAUUCCCAAAAUUCCCAAAAUCCCCAAAGCUGGCAGCAGAAUUCCCCAAAUUCCCAGAGCUGGCAGCACUCGGUGAGCCGGGAGCUCGUGGCCAACCUGAGCCAGAGGGAGGUGGAUCGGCAGGAGGUCAUCAAUGAGCUGUUUGUCACCGAGCUGUCCCACGUGCGCACGCUGCGUGUCCUGGACCUGCUGUUCUACCAGCGCCUGCGCCGGGAGCAGCUGCUGAGCCGGGAGGAGCUGGGGCUGCUCUUCCCCAACCUGCCCGACCUCAUCGACGUGCACAAUUCCCUUCUGGAAUCCAUGAAGAAGCUCCGGGAAGAGGAAGGACCCCUCAUCCGCCAGAUCGGCGACCUCAUGCUGGCCAGGUUUGAUGGCCCUGCCAAGCAGGAGUUCCAGGCUGUUGCUGCCGCGUUCUGCUCGGGGCAGUCGCUGGCGCUGGAGCUGAUCCGCACCAAGCAGCGCAAGGAGAGCAGGUUCCAGCUCUUCAUGCAGGAGGCCGAGAGCAACCCGCAGUGCCGGCGGCUGCAGCUGAAGGAUCUGAUCGUGUCCGAGAUGCAGCGGCUCACCAAGUACCCGCUGCUGCUGCACAACAUCAGCAAGUGCACCGAGGCGGGCUCGGAGGAGCAGCAGAAGCUGUGCCGUGCCCGGGAGCAGUGCCGGGACAUCCUGCGCUUCGUCAACGACGCCGUGCGCGGCGCCGAGAACCGGCAGCGGCUGCAGGAGCUGCAGCGGCGCCUGGACACGGCGGCGCUGGAGAGAACCAGCAACCCCCUGGCUGCAGAGUUCCGGAACCUGGACCUGACCUCGCACCGGAUGAUCCACGAGGGGCCCCUGACCUGGAGAGUGGGCAAGGACAAGAGCGUGGAGCUGCACGUGCUGCUGCUGGAGGAGCUGCUGGUGCUGCUGCAGCGCCAGGACGAGCGCCUGGUGCUCAAAUGUCACAGCAAAGGAGCCCUGGGAGCCUCCUCAGACACCAAGCAGAGCUUCAGCCCCGUGCUCAAACUCAGCUCGCUGCUCGUGCGCUCCGUGGCCACAGACAAGCGGGCCCUGUUCAUCAUCUGCACCUCAGAGCUGGGACCCCAAAUCUACGAGCUGGUGGCACUGACGUCCUCGGAGAAGAACACGUGGAUGGAGCUGCUGGAGCAGGCGGUGCAAGGGGCCACCAGGAGCCUCCCCGGGCCACCAAAACGGCACCAGGGCGAGGCCAGCACGAGCACAGGAGCAGGGCUGGUGCUGCCCGAGCCCGCCGUGUCCCCAGCGCUGGCCCGAGGAUCCGAGCCCGAGGCUGAGCCCGAGGAUUGCUCCUCAGCUGGCAGUGACCCCGAGCCCCCGGGCCGCGCCCCGCCCCCGCCGGAGCAGCCGCAGGAGCCGGGGGGGGCGGGGAUUGGAGACCCCGCCCCCAAAGCCGCGCGGGGCCCCGCCCCCAUCCCCGGCCCCGCCCCCUCAUCCCCGGGAGCCGCCGGAGUGGCCGAGGCUGCGCUGGAGGAUGUGGAGACCCUGCGGCUGCUGCUGGUCCGGCGGCUCCGGCCGGGCCGGGACCCCGACGCCGAGGAUGACGUCACCCCCACGCCCUCGCUGGCCGGAGCGGCCUCGGGCCAGGCCUGGAAUUCUGGGAUGUCCGGCCGGGAAUUCCCGGUGUCCGCUCGGCAAUUCCCAAAGCCCGGCCGGGAUUUUCCAACGUCCAGUUGGGAUUCGGUGCUCUCCAGCCGGGAUUCAGCAAUGUCCAGUCGGGAUUUAUCAAUGUCCAGUCGGGAUUUUCCGGUGUCCAGCCAGGAAUUCCCAAUGUCCAGCCGGGAUUCAGCAAUGUCCAGUCGGGAUUUUCCAGUGUCCAGUCGGGAUUUAUCAAUGUCCAGCCGGGAUUCACCAAUGUCCAGUCGGGAUUUUCCAAUUUCCAGUCAGGACUCAGCGAUGUCCAGUCGGGAUUCAGCCAUGUCCAGCUGGGAUUUUCCAAUAUCCAGUCAGGAUUUGCCAAUGUCCAGUCAGGACUCGGUGAUGUCCAGUCAGGAAUUCCCAAUAUCCAGCCGGGAUUUUCCCAUGUCCAGUCAGGAAUUCCUGAUGUCCAGUCGGGAUUCAGCAACGUCCGGCCGGGAUUCGGUGACGUCCAGUGAGGAUUCGGUGAUGUCCAGUCAGGAAUUCCCAAAGUCCGGUCAGGAUUCAGCCAUGUCCAGCUGGGAAUUCCCAAUGUCCAGCCAGGAUUUUCCAAUGUCCAGCCAGGAUUUUCCAAUGUCCAGCCAGGAUUUGCCGAUGUCCGGCCGGGAUUUGGUGAUGUCCGGUCAGGAAUUCCCAGUGCCCAGUCAGGAAUUCCCAAUGCCCAGUCAGGAAUUCCCAGUGCCCAGUCAGGAAUUCCCGGUGUCCGGCCGGGAUCCGGCCGCCCCGCAGGGAUCCCGGGAAGAGCCGGAGCCCAGCGGGAUCCAGAUCAACCGGAAAGCCCAGGAGGAGGGGCCGGAUGAGGCCACGCCCCCGAGCGGCUGCAGCCAAUCAGAGCCCGAGCUGCGGGAAGGAGGCGGAGCCAGCGCCGAGGGGAAUUUUUUCUACCUGAGCCUCCCCACGGGACCCCCCCGGCCAGGAGGGGACGUUGGGGACACCCCCCAGGGCCCCCCCAGGGACAGGGACAGGGACAGGGACAGGGACAGGGCCAGCCCCGGGGACAGCGGGGACACCGAGCUGAUCCUGGGCACCCUGGAGGGGCUGCGGGGGAAACUGCUGCGCCUGAGGGCCCUGGAAGCCGCUCACCGGCAGCUGCUGCGCUCGCUGGGGGGGGGGGCGAUGCCACCGCCCCCAACAACGUCCCCAACAACGCCCCCAACAAUGUCCCCAACAAUGUCCCCAGUGUCCCCAACAACGUCCCCAGUGUCCCCAGCAGUGUCCCCAGUGUCCCCAACCCCGGCCCCGGGCGGGCCCCGCCCCCCUCCGGCCCCCCCAGCUCGUCGCGGGCCCCGCGGGGACAUCCUGGCACUGCCACCACCCCCGGCACAGGCUCGGACAGCCCCGCCCACCUUUAACCCGGGAGGGGGGGGAUGGGCUGGAGUUUCCCUCCCCUCCCCCCACAAUCCCCGGAAGCUUUUCCAGGGAAUUCCGCCCGGGAAUUCCCCCCGGACAUCCGGACAAAUGCACUUUGUUGGGAAUUUCCCCUUUUUCCCCAAAAAAAUCCUAUAAAUAUGUAUGUACGCCCCUCCCCCACCCUGUAAAUACCCCCGGGUGUCCCCUCCCCCCUCCCGGUGACAAUCGGGGGUGACACGGUGACAAUCGGGGGGUGGCACCCCCAAAAUCCUGGGAUUUCCCCCCCAAAAAUCCUGGAUUUUCCCCCCAAAAAUCCCGGAUUUUCCCCCCUAAAUUCUGGAUUUCCCCCCCACCCCACAAAAUUCCAGGAUUUUACCCCAGAAUUCCAGAUUUUCCCCCCAAAUUCCAGGAUUUUUCCCCCCAAAAAUCCUGGGUCUCCCCCCUCUAAAUUCUGAAUUUUGCCCAAAAAUUCCAGGAUUUUCCCCCCAAAAUUCCAUGGUUCCCCCAAAAUUUCAGGAUUUUCCCCCAAAAUCCUGGAUUUCACCCCCAAAAUUCCAGGAUUUUCCCCCAAAUAUUCUGGGAUUUCCCCCCCAAAAUUCCAGGAUUUUCCCUGAAAAUCCCGGGAUUUCCCCCAAAUCCCGGAUUUUCCCAGAAUCCCGGGUUUUUCCCCCAAAAUCCCGGGGGUCCAUAUAUAAAUAUUAUAAAUACCAGAGCCCAGGGGGGGCGCUGGAAGCUGGAAGAAU